Molecule: messenger RNA, 1206 nt
Organism: Miscanthus lutarioriparius
Lineage: Eukaryota; Viridiplantae; Streptophyta; Magnoliopsida; Poales; Poaceae
Source: the annotation of a GenBank genome assembly
AUGGCAAAGCCUGGAAUUUUAGGCCGCAGCAGCGCACAGAAAUCAAACGAGGGCAUGCGAAUCAUAUUCUCAGCAGUUGUUGGUGUUAUGCUAGGGUACUUGUUUGGCAUUUCCUUCCCCACAGUUAAUAUAACAAAGCUUCACUUCCCUUCUAGCAUUAUCUCCUAUAUUGAGGACAGAAACUCUGGCAUCACAACCCAAACAUUAUUGAAUCAUGCAUGGACAUCUGCAGCUACUCAUAAGAAGAACAAUUCAGCUUCUAAUUCUGAUGAAAUUCCUAAGAUUUAUGUUCCAACAAACCCUAAAGGUGCUGAAAGGCUUCCACCAGGCAUUGUAGUGUCUGAAACAGACCUUUAUCUCCGGAGAUUGUGGGGUGAACCUAGUGAGGAUCUUACUAGCAAACCAAGAUACCUUGUUACAUUUACAGUUGGAUACUCUCAAAAGGCAAACAUUGAUGCAGCAGUGAGAAAGUUUUCAGAAAACUUCACAAUUAUGUUGUUCCAUUAUGAUGAUUGGAUAACUGAGUGGGAUGAAUUUGAGUGGUCAAAAAGGGCCAUCCAUGUGAGUGUCAGAAAGCAGACUAAAUGGUGGUAUGCCAAGCGAUUUCUACAUCCUGACAUUGUUGCCUGUUAUGACUACAUAUUUAUCUGGGAUGAAGAUCUUGGUGUUGAACACUUUAAUGCAGAGGCGUACAUUGGGCUUGUUAGGAAGCAUGGGCUUGAGAUCUCUCAGCCUGGUUUGGAGCCUGAUAAAGGUCUGACAUGGCAAAUGACUAAAAGAAGAGGUGAUCAGGAAGUCCACAAAGUAACUGAGGAGAGGCCUGGCUGGUGUAGCGACCCCCAUCUGCCACCAUGUGCAGCAUUUGUUGAAAUUAUGGCAACUGUGUUCUCAAGGGAUGCAUGGCGCUGUGUAUGGCAUAUGAUUCAGAACGACUUGGUCCAUGGAUGGGGUCUUGAUUUUGCUCUUAGGAAAUGCGUGGAGCCAGCCCAUGAGAAAAUUGGAGUCGUUGAUUCCCAGUGGAUUGUUCAUCAAGUCGUCCCAUCGCUUGGUAACCAGGGCAAGGCAGAGAAUGGAAAAGCGCCAUGGGAAGGGGUUAGAGCACGCUGUCGUAAAGAAUGGGGGAUAUUUCAAACAAGGUUGACAGAUGCUGAGAAAGCAUAUUACUUGGCGCAUGGGAUCACACCACCAAAAUCGACAGUAGCUUAG